GGCAUUUAUGGCGGAAAGACCUGGUGGCAGUCGGUUGCAUGGGCGAAAUCGUUGCUUGUAAAAUAUUUGACAUAAUUUGUAUCCAAUUUAAAUGGUCCAAAAUUAUUUUUCGGGUAUUUGACAAGCAACUCGCUGAAAUAUAUAACUAGUGGUGAAAGCUCUCUGGUGACAGAGAAAAGUGGGCGCACAGCCUUAAAUAAUAUGUGUACAAAUAAUAGUGACGUGUUGUUUCCAUCUUGACGUCUUGGAGAACAUAAAUAAAUUUCAUCAUGGCGGAUCCUGGCGGAGGAAUAAACCAGCCUCUAGGGUCCGAUCAGCCUCCAAAAACAGCAGAAGACCAAGACCUUGAUGCAGUUACCAAUACGAAGGAUGUUUCCAAUGAGAAUAAGAAUCAAACUGAAGUGCAGAAAGAAACGAUACUGCUUGAUAAGCAAAGUUUGAAAAAGAAGGAAGAGGCAGUCCAGGAAUAUGCUAGAAAACUCUCAAAGAUUAAGUCUAGAGCAAAGCUCUCUCGACGCAGUAAAGAUGCGUCAUCAUCUGUUGAGGGUACACCAGAAACUGUGGUUAAAUCAAGAAUAUCAAGUCCCUCAGUAGAAAAUUUUGAUAAUGUCGAUGACAUCAGCCAAGCUAAAACUCCGAAGGCCAAGUCUUCUCUUCUGCAAAAAAAACUCAUGGAGAAUAGGAAAAUAUUUGAGCAGCGCAGCAGAGAAAUGUCAGAAAACAAACGAGUGGUCAAAGAAAAAGUGGAGGCUAUACGGCAACAACUGGAUGAAAGCAAUACUACGAUAUUGGAAUUGCAAAAAGAACUAACCACCACCCUACCUGUUCAGCCAAUUGUUAUAACAACACAGGUCGCAAGUUCAAGCUUGGAGCAUUUCAGUUUGCCAGACAGAGACAACCGACUAGCUGAGCUCAGUAAUAAAAUCUUGGAGUUAGAAGCCACUGUACUUGACUUGCAAGAAAAUUUGAAAGAAAAGGACUCUGUUAUUGACUCAAAGACCAAGGCUAUUACACUGAUGUCCGCAGAUUUAUCGCAAAAGAGGAAAUCAACAUUGGACACACUCGAAGAUACGAAAGACGAAAUGCGAACGAUGCAGGCUAACUUUGUACUUAUCGAAACAUCCCUGAAGGAAAAAAUUAAUAGCUUGUUGCAGCAGCUUCAGGGAAGAGAUUGUCAAAUCACUGAGUAUGAAAAUACCGUCGAAGGAUUAAAAGAGGACCUUGAGAAAAGAAGACUAACUGACGUCACCACUGCAGACUUUUCUCGUUCAACUUUAGAUACUUUGGCUGAGACAAAGGAAGCAAUGAAAUCAAUGCAGGAAAACUUUAUUCUUAUAGAAUCAUCGCUUAAAUCUAAAAAUAAAAAUCUUCUCGAUCAAUUAGAAGAGCGUGAAAUGAAAUUGGCAGAAACAGAAGAAAGAAUAUUCAAGCUGGAAUCUGCUGCUGGCACAGUCAUAUCACCUGAUGUGAAAGAUCUUCAAUCUAAGUUAGGAACAUUGGAACAGCGCAACCGGCAGUUACAGGAUGAAAAAUAUGAAUUGCAAAAAUCAGUUGCCGAUUUACAAGAUAAAGUGAUUUCUAAUGAAUCUGCAGUUAGUAAUGGACUGAUUCUCGAAAAAGAUAACAGAAUAGCAGAACUAGAGAAUUUGAUUGAAGAAUUGAGAAAAUCGAAUCAGUUGUUGUUGGAAGAAUCUAAAACAGAGUUACAGAAUCAAAUUGUUGAAUUGACGUCAAGGAAUGAAGAAUAUUCCAAUAAAGUUAAUGAGUUAGAAAAUCUUGUUCACAAUUUGGAAACUGAAAAGAAGGAACUUGUGAAAAGAGUACCAGACGAUAGCUACGAAACAAAAGAAGAUGCAAGAGUGACUAAGUUGUCCAAGGAACUAGAUGAGUUAAACAAGUCGAUGAUCAAACUCAAGGCACAACAUAAAAGCAAAGUUAAAAGUCUGCAAAAACAACUUGAAAACUUCAAAAAGGUAUCUGAUACGAAUGCAGAAUUGGUUAAGCUAGGGAAUCAAGUGACUCUGCUAGAGGAAGAAAAAGGUAAUCUACAGCUCAGUCUGGUAGACUUUGACGAGCUUAAAGCUUCCGCAGGUGAUUGGCAGGAGCGUAUCUCUGAUCUUGAAGCUAAGAUAUCUGCGCAAAGUAAUGAGAUCGAUUCCCAGGUACAAGCCAUUGCUACUUUGGAGAAUCAAAAAUUGGAUCUUAUACAAGAACUACACGCAGUGAAACAGGAAAUCUCUGCUCUAGAGGCUGAAAAUGCAGACUCCGAAAACCUCCGAGUGACUGCUGAAAUGAAGAUCGUUGAACUGGAGGAACAAGUGGAUGCAUUACACAAGUCAAUUGCUGAUCCUAAGCAAUUUGAUUUGAUGAGCGAGUCGGAAAAAAAGCAAUACUUGGAUAAAAUAGAAUCACUGUCCCAAGAGAACAAUAAUUUGAUCGUUAAGUUGGCCAAACUAGAAGAAAAAGGAACGUCUGAAACUGGAUCAACCGAAUCAUUUGAGACAUUCCAUGAAACAGACAGAAACGAACUUUUGAAAAAAAUCGAUAUGCUUGCACAAGAAAAUAAUGACUUGAUUAUAAGGUUUACGAAAUUGGAAGAGAGAACCGAACCAACGGAAUGUUUUGCAAAUUUAAGUGAUUCUACGAAAAAUGAAUUACUGAAGAAAAUUGAACUGCUCAUUGAAGAAAAUAACAGUUUAACUACCAAGCUGUCGAAAGUUGAAGAGAAAAGCUCCUCCGACACUGGAUCUACUGAAUCUUUUGAACGCAUACCAGAACAUGGUGACAAUCUAUCCAGGCUAGACGUUUUAAUACAAGAAAAUAACGAACUUGUUAUAAAAGUAAUUAAACUCGAAGAGAAACUGGCUGAAAUUGAAGAAAGUUCCACUCAUGGACCAAAGUCCAAGACCAGAGAUGAUGAUGAUGUAUUAAACUUGGAACGCAGAGUUCAGGCAUUGACCCAGGAAAAUGCUGAUCUUGUUAUUAAGUUGACAAAAUUGCAGGAAAAGUUGAGGGACAAAUUUUCAGAAAAUCCGAUUCAACAAGUAGAAUCUAACGAAUCCAUGAUAACAGAGAGAGAACAAGCCUUAUCUCAAGAAAAUCACUCUUUGGUUAUCAGUGUUACGAAAUUGAACGAAAAGAAUGAAAAUCUGAAAACUAAUUUGGAUCUCGUUACUAAAGAAAGAGAUAAUUUAAAGGAGGCUGUUGAUCAGAUGACUACCAAUACUUUUGCUAAAGAACUUAUCGAAAAGUUAAACGAAUUGAAUCAGAAAAAUCAAACUUCAGCACAAGGAAUACGUGAUGAGAUAACAAAACUUCUACACAGACUUACAGAUGAAACAGUCGAAGAUAAAGAUUCGGGUGACUAUCAAGGCUCUGUUACAGUAACACUACUAGAAAAUGAAAUAGAAAAUUACAAAAAAUUAAUUUCAGAACAAAAGAAGGUGAUUGAUGAUAUGAAAUCAAAAUUAUCUGAUACACAAGAGGAAUUACUGUUCCAAUCUAAAAAAAUUGAAGAAUACCAAACUGAGAUUACAAACUUGGGUAAACUUCAAAUGGAAUUGAAGAACAAUUCUAAUGCUAUUAAAGGAUGGGAAUUGAGGUGCGAAGAAAUGGAAAAAAAAUUGAAAACUUCCGAAUCUGAAAAAUCAAUUAUUGAGGGUGCCAUAAAAAUACUUGAGGCUGAAAAGUUGAAUUUGAUGAAAGAAUUGGAAACAAAAGAUUUUGAGAUGAUCAAACUAAAGAAGGAACUCGACGAAACAAUAUCGCAGUUUGAAUUGAAAUGCCAAGAAGAAUUUAAAAUAGCAUCCAUCCGAGAGGAAGAAAUAAGAGCUCUGAAAGAAUUAGUUGCCAAAAAUGAUGCAGAUCUUCGUGAUAAAUCUGGAAUGUUACAGGCUGACAUGAUUACGAUUGAUAGCUUGCACAAGGAUCUUAAUGAGUAUAAGAGUCGGAUUGAAAAGCAAAAUCUCACAAUCGAAUCAUUAAACGAAGAAGUUGCACGAUUAAAUGCCUCUUUAGUAACCAGCGAACUAUCUGCGGAAUCCGAAAAUGCCAAAACUACGGAAGCGUUCAAUGAAUUGACUAAGGUUUUACAAGAUAGAAACAACGUAACAACGCAAUUGCAAAACAAAAUUGAUGAACAGGCAAAUGAAAUUAUCGUGACAUAUGGUAAAAUUGAGAAUAUCACCUCAAACAUCCAUGACAUGGAAGAACGACUGGCUAAAAGAGAUGAGGAAAUUGCUCAACUAACCGAAACUAAUAGAUAUCUAAACGAAGAAUUGCAUCAGGUGAAAUCUGUCGAAUCGUCUUUGAACACCCAAAUGUCUCACUUGCAUAAUACAUUGGAACAGAACAAUAGUUACCUUGAAAAUCUCCAGAAAGAACUGAGCGAUGCAUAUAGGAAAUUAGAAUUGGUGAAGGCACAGCAUGUAGAAGACAGAGAAAUGCAAAACAGGCGAUUGGAGGAUUUGAUUGAAGAGUUGAAUAUUAAGUUACAAGAAAAUGAAAACUUGAAAUUCGAGAUAGAAGAGAAAGAAAAACUCUUAAGCCAAAAUGUAACAGAAGAAACUAAAUUAGCUUUAGAAUUGAAAGUCGCAGAUCUAGAAGGUAGAUUGAUGGAAUCUGAAUCCAAAGGAAAAGCUCAGCUGGAUAAAAUGAAAAAAAUUGCUGCCAACUUGAAGAAAAAGGUAGCACAGUGCCAAGAUCUCGAAGCUAAGGUAUCUGACCUUGAAGAGAAGUGGAAUUGUGAAAAAUCAGAAAAAGAAGCGAUAAAUAUUAGUAUACAAGAGAAUGAGUCCGCCAUACGUGAAAAAGACAAUAAAAUUUCCGAGCUGGAAAACAAGGUGAUAGAAAGUGAAAAACAAACUGCUAUAGCUUUGCAGAAUGUUGAAGGACUAGUGCACGAGAUUGAUACCUUUAAGCUGAGAGUGAAUUCUCUAUUGGAACAAGUUACAGAGAUGGGGGACGAGAUUGAAAAAUUACGAGUGGAAGUUACCAGCAGGGAAUCUUUAUUGGAAGAUGAGAAAGUAAAGAAACAGAAUAUUACAUCUGAAUAUGAAGCAUACAAAUUACAGAUGCAGGCUGCGUAUGAAAAACAACAACACAAUUUGGAAGAAACUUCUGAACGUGCUCGAGAACUGAGAGUGCGAAUGGAAGUUAUGGAAAGUGAGUAUGUUGAACAAUUAAGUCUGAUCCAAAAACUGAAGGCUGAAAAUGGGAUGUUGUCCUCGAAAGAAACCCAAAUCAAUGAAAGAUUGGAAAAUGUUGAAAAGGAGUCUGAGGAACGAAGGUAUCUCUUGGAAAAACUCCAGAAAGAAAAGUCUGAUUCCACUGAAAAAGUUUUAGUACAUAAAGCACAGACCUUAGAUUGCGAAUUGAGUGAAAAUGUGGCAGAACUAUCUCAAGAACAGUGCCACAACACGGUGCCAGCUUUGGAGGCAAAAUUACAAGAGCGAGAUGCUGUGAUUGAGUCUUUAGAAACUGAACUUGGCAAAUCUCACGACAGAGUUAGUAAACUAGAAGAAGCACUUAGUGCUGUCGAGGAGCGGAGGCAUAGCUUGGAAAGGAGAACGGAAUUGUUAGGUGCUGAACUUGAGCAAUCAUUCCGAAUAACAGAAGAAGCUUCCUUUAGCGAGGAUAUGCUGGAACAAAGAUUAGCUAUGCUCACGGCUAAAGACGAAGCUAUCAGUGACAAACUGAAUGAAACAAUCGACGAAAACAAGGAAUUAACCGAAAAGAUUCAAAGUCUUCAAGAUAUUAAUAUUAGCUUGCAAGAAAAGAUUGACACGGUUGAAGAAGAAUUGAAGUACAGCAGAGAGAAUAUUGAAAAAUUGCAAAAAGUCGAUGUUUUAUACUCAGAAUUGCUUGAUCAACAUACUUUCCAAGAAACUCAGUUAAAAAAAAUACAGCAAGAUCUGUAUGAAGCUAAACAAUAUAUAGACAGCUCUGAACGGGAAGUCACAUCUCAAAUAAACCAACUAGAGUCUGACAAAAAACAGUUACUUGAGAAGUGUGAAAAGUUGGAAGAUUUGAAUGUAAGUCUUAUGCAAGAAAUCGAGUCGCUCAAAGAUGGUGUAAGCCUUUGUCGACAAAGAAUUUCGGAAUUAGAAACUGAAGUGGAAAAGCACAAUGAAUCUAACAAACAGUUGGUGGCUGAACUUGCUAAGCGAAAAGAGUCGGCCUCAAUGUCGGGGGAUUUUCCAGAGAAGGUUGAAAAAUUAACGUCACUACUAGCUGAAAAAGAAGUUGAAAUCGAAAAUUAUCAAAGGCGGAAUAUGCAACUGCAAAUGGCUGCAUUUUCCAUGCCCAAACAGGGUGAUGUUUCCGAUGUAUUUGAUACAACCACGUUACCCAAUAUACCUGCACCUACCGAUGAAAUUGCCACGUGGAAGAACCUCUUAGGUGAGAAAACACGUGAGUAUGAGAGUGUUUGUAUAGAAUUAGAAAAUUUGAAGCAACGAGUAGCCACAAUUGACUCAGAAAAUCAACAGUCUUUGAAUGAAAAAGAUCAAUACUAUGCAAAUUUAGUUGCAGAGACACAAACUCUGCAAGCAGAGUUUAAUCAAUGUCGAAAUGAGUUGGACAGAAUGACUAAGGCCUUAUUAGAGAAAGACCAAAAAAUUGGCUCAUUAGAUGCUCAAUUUGGUGGCAUCUGUGCUCAGUUGGAGGUAUCUGGUAACCAUCAAAGUGACAACGACAAAGAAAUUGUUAGAUUGACAGGCAUUAUUACAGCAAAAAAUGUAGAAAUUGAUGCAAUUAGAAGUGAGUUGGAAUUGGCAAAUGAGGCACUACAAACAAUCGCAUCGGCUCAAAAAGAGAACAAGAGUUCUACAGAUGACGAAAAUAAGUUGAUUGGCCAGCUUCAAAAUGAAAAGUCUAUCUAUGAGUCUCAAUUGGAUGACCUAAGACUGCAGCAAAAAGAAGCCCAAGAAAUUGUUAACCAAAUUAUUUCUACUGCUGAACAGAAAGUUAACAAAUUCUAUGAAAUUCAGAAUGAAGGACACACCACGAAUACUGGCGAUCUUCAUAAAGUUGCGUCAACAUUUAAUGAAUUGUUGGCUGAUUUUGAAACUGUGAAACUUGAAAAUGAUGAACUUCGUCUCUCUCAAGAAUCGUAUAUGAAUGAACUCAUGGAACUGAAAAAGCAAGUUACUACUGAUGAUAUGAAUACGAAUGACCAGCAAGUCUUGGAAUUGAAAAGUAGAGUAGAUGAAAUUUUACAGGAGAAAAAUGCUCUGCAAGACUUACUGAAGGCACAAGAAUUGACAAUAAAUGGAUUGAAAAACGAGUUGGAUGAGCUUUUAAUAGAAAAAGAAUCGUUUGAACAACAACUCUCAGAUUCGAUAGUUAUAAUCAAUCAGUUAAAAAAUCAGCAGGGCCAAGUAGUUGAAAACACUGCAGAAAAUCUAAUAUCGGGGUCAACGCCACCCCAAGAAACUGUUGAGAAGAAUUUGCAUUUGGAAGUUGACUCUGAGUGGGACAUUAGGUCAUCUGGCAAACUAGAUAUCGACGAAGAAGGAUGGGGUUGGAGUGCCGAGGAGGCACAAUUAGAGGAACAGCAUCAAUUAUCAACAGCUACUUUGACACCCAGUGUAGAAAUUCAGUUGCAAACUAGAGUGGCAGAGCUGGAAGAUCAAAUCAAAGAAUUGGAAACCAAGAUAAAUAACCUGGAAGAGGAAAGUAAAGAUAUUCAACUAAAAAAUGUAAAAUUAGUUAAAAAACUCAAAGAAUUUAAAGUCCGAAAUGAAUUGCUGCAACAAAAGGUCAAGCAGCAACAACCGUCGUGUUUCUCGGAUUUGGAUUCUGCUAUUGAAGAAGAAUUGAAAGCACAAAUUCUGAGGCUGGAAGAAAGUUUGAAAGGUGCUAUCCAAGAGCAAAAAAAAUCUCUCACAGAGAAAGAACAGUUGCAAAAAAGAUUAGAAGUCUUAACGGCAGCCAAUGAAAGAUUUGUUGAGAUGAAGGAAAGACAAGACAUGGAUAUCGAAGUAUGGCAAAUUCGAAAUAAAGAACUCACCAGUAAAAUACAGUCUUUGGAGUGGCAGCUCCAAGAAAUUUCAUCUAGCCACGAAGAAUCGACUACACGGUCACCGCAGAUUAAAAGUCAGAUUAGUGUAACUCGAAGUGAAGCCGAUCCAUCCAGUGAUCCGCUUUCUAAAACUCAGGAACAGAUUGACCGAUUGUGCCAACAAUAUAAAGCAGAAAUAGACGAUUUGAAAGAGGAAAUGGAGGCGCUAGCAACAGAGAAUGAACAACUACAACAUCUUUUGGAAGAACAGAAGAAUCAAAAGAUGGCUAUUGAGAACAAAAUUGGUUCUGGAAAAUCUGAUAUUAUCGUUAAAUACGAAGAAUUGGAGAAACAGAACAAUGAUUUACAGAUUAGCCUGAACAAAUUACAAGAAGAAUAUAGUUUGCUUAGUAAACAGUACGAGCAAAGCCUUAUGGACGCAAAUGAUCAGGUAACAGCUAUGCGUCAAAAUAACGAGUUGAUGAGAACUGAGUUGAUGGCAAAGUCUGUCGAAUUCGAUGAUGAAAAACAGUCAUUGAUUCGAGAAAGGCAAGAGUGGGCUUUAAAAAUGAACGAAAUGCAACACAGUUUGGAGCAAACAAGGCAAGAAAAUGUCAAUCUAUUGCAAAAAGUCGAAAUUCUGGAAGCUGCCAACAAAGAAUUAUCAUCUGUAUCAACCUCAUUGUGUGAAGUUACAGAACUGUUGAAUACAAGGGUGCAAGAGGUGGCUGAUUUGAAGCAAAACUACCAGCAACAAUACCUUGAAAGAACUGAAACUGAAAAUCAUUUGCGUGGUAACAUAGAAAAUCUCCGACAAGAAUUGAACAACAAACAGGAAGAGAUAUUACGUCUGCAACAAUCACUGACGCAAGAGGUGGACGAAACUACGCGAGAACAAACUGCUGAACUGCAUGGCUUACAACUGCAGUUACUGGAUAAAGAUGAAGAGAUUCUAAAGCUUAGAAAUGCAUUAGUCAAUAUGGAAACUGAUGUGCAGAAGUAUUCUCUGGAAUUGCAAAGUCGUAUGUCGCAUAUCGAAUUAUUGGAAAAAGAAGGUCAACAUUUGAAGGCAAUGUUACUUGAAAAAGAAUCAAGCUUAGAAAAUUCGAUGGGUAAGCCAGAUGGAAUAACUAAUACUGAUAGAACAAAUUUGCAAGAUCAAUGGACAGAUGAGAGUGAAAAAGAGAAAGAAAUUGAAGACCUCAAAGUAGGAAUACAUGAAAAAAAUUCUCUCAACGAAUGCCUUCGCCAAGAAAUAAAAAAAUUGUCCGUAGAACUGCAUUCUGCCAAUGAACAAAUUAUCCAGCUUCAGACAGACCUAGAGGAGAAGAAUGCAGAUAUACAGAAACUGAAUAGAACCUUGAUUGAAAAAGAGGCUGCGACAGAAAAAAUUAGACAGCAAUUAAAUGAAGGACAGUUACAGUUAGAUAGUGUUCAGCUUUCCGUAUCCCACCUGCAAGAGCAGAGUUCUUUGCAAGAGGGUGUAGCAUUGGCGGAUAGUUACCCAAGAUUUAAAAUGGCUGGGGAUACCGACAUUGAGCUUCUAACAGAUGUUGAUCAAUUGAGGUCAGAACUGAAAGAGAAACAUGAAGAAAUUGAACAAUUUAAAUAUAUGCUGAGCAAAAAUACAUAUCCCGAGCUCAUACAGAAGUUGCAGGAUGAUAUCAAUCAGUUACACACAGACAAAUAUCAAAUGGAACAGUUUUUGGAGAAAAAAGUCCAGUCAUUGAGUGAAGAGUUGGCCUGCAAACAAACAGAAAUUGAAAACAUUAGACAAGCAGCACAGGGACAACGAGAGAUUGUUUCAGGAAACAAUCAUGAACCCAUUGUUGUAGACCAAAAACUAUCGAUUCAUCAAGAAGCUAUAGCAACAUUACAAAAUGUAUUACAUGACAAAGAACAAGAAAUAAACGAACUGAAAUACGUGAUUGCACAGAAGGAUUCUCAAAUUUCUCUUCAAGAUAAUGCCAAUCCGCAAUUCGAUGAAUUCGAAGUUCAGGAGACACUACAACGACUAAACGGGGACUUAUUUACCAAGCAGCAAGAAAUUGAACAAUUGCGUGCAAGUUUGGUAGAAAAGGAGAAGGAUAUUUGUGAUUUAAUGGCGACAAAAGAUCAAUCAGAGACAGAUAGGAACCUAAUAUCAAAACUAACGUCAGAAAAAAAAUUGGUCAUGGAAGAAGCUGAAAGAGUGCUACAAUCUAAACUGGCUGAAAAAGAAGCUGAAAUCGAUGAGUUGAAGCAACGUUUAGUGAUAGAAACUCAAGAAUUGCUUGGCACUUUGCAAUUGAAAGAUACGGAUGUGAUAAACCUGAGAAUGCAAAUGGAACAAUCGAAUUCUCGUUACAUUGAUACUUUGCGCCACAAAGAUGAAGAGUUGCUAGUUACCAAAUCGGACUUGGCUGAAAAGGAAAGACGCUUAGCAGAAGUCAGUAUUACCAAAGAUGCUGAAAUCCAUAAUCUCAAAGUCCAAAUCCAUGAUAAAGAUAUUCGUAUCGAUGAAAUGGCUACACUAAUGGAGGAAGAAGAAAGACAAUUGAACGAGCUGCGACAGGUUGUCGAAUCUAAAGAAGAAGAGAUUAAUAAAUUGAAAACUCUUUUAGCUGAAACUGUACAGGAGUACGAAAUUAUCCAAAAGUCAUUAAGCCGAAAUAGAAGUACAGAAUCCGCUAACGUUGCCCCAGAUAAGAGAAAGACGGAAUUGGCAGAUACCAUCGAUAGACCCUUAGAAGAAGGUGAAAAUCUAAUCUCACAUCCAGUUGUAUCCGUCGAAGGUGAGCUCGAUCUUGCCCUCUAUAUGUUACAUCAGAGAGAUGUCAGGUGCGAAGAACUGACAUUAGAACUGAUGCAGUUGUUAGAAGAGCGUGAUACUCUGCAGUUGAGACUAUCUAAUGCAAUUCGAGUUAAUGAAGAAUUGCGACAACAGAAAACGGCAAUGUCCAGUCCUGAGGCAGAUGCCUUGCCUUCGACGUCUUCGAAUGAACCAGUCAUCGAGCAUCCAUCUCCAUCAAAAACGGAUGGCCCUGUCGAAAUUGCAAAGGAUGCACUAAAUGUUGAGACUUUACCGGUUGGAGAAGACAAGAGUGCUCUUGCUCAAAAGCUUUCUGAGUUACACACUGUGCAUCAAAGGCGAGAUGUAAGAUUAUGCGAUGACCGAGAAUCCAGACACACCCAGCAAAUGUCGUUUGUUACACGCAGGGAUAUGCUGAAUUCCUUACCCCCUGAAGCAGCAGCCAGAUUGGUGAAUGCCAACUACACUCUAUCUCGAGAUGUCCAGAGCCAGUCGAGCGUUCUCAUGAACUGGCUAUGGGGAAAAAGCACUCCAAAAGUAAUGCAUAUGUGAUGAAGGCAAUUCAAACGUGACUUCAGUACAAUAAUAUAUAAAAUAGUCUUUGAGCAGACACAUUCCAAAUUCCGGUAAGAUCCAUUAUAAUAAAGGUGAUGAAUCAAAGCUAUAAGUUUAACAACAUAAUAAUGAUUGAACAGAAUUUUCCAGAAUUUUUAAAUCUUUUUAUUCAAAUAGAACAACUGAAGUCUUCUCCAUUGUUAUUAAGUACAUUAUAUCAGUGGGAUAAUCCUUGAUUUGUGACAAAAAGAAAAUGGAAAUUUGCACAUUAAAGAGUUGUCCUGCCGAUAUUUGGUGAUGCGGACCCCAAACAUACAUCAUAGAAUCCACGUACAGUGAGCAGAGGAAAAAAAAUUCAAAAUAAUUAUCAAAAGGUGCGUGUCACCAAAUAUUCAUGGCAUGUAAAUAUAAUUGUUGUUACCUUCCAAUCGUUGAAAAAUGAUAUUUAUGCCAAUUGUUAUGAUUUGAUGUUUAUUGUAAUAUUCCACAAAUUUAAUUCAGUCAUUCAUGAAUGAUUUGUAUAAUCGAUUACCGUUAUCCAAGCAGCCUUACCUUCCAGCUGCCAUGAGUAAAUUAUUCAAUGGAUUGAAUUUCUUGUACAUACAUACAUAGUGUACUUAACAGAAGUCACAUUUGUUAAAUCGGUAAUUAUAAAAGUCCAUUGUUUCCGGAUACUUGGCAUACUUGCAUAACAGCAGUCAAAUCUACGAAACUAAAACUUAACUAUGCAUUCACAAGAUAAUCAAUGAAAUAUUUAAAUAAACGAAACUCCGAAGUAUAAAAUAUAGUGAGAAACCUUUGAUUGAAAACAGGUGUAAAAGAAAUGAAACGAAAGAAGACAAACAACUCUUUUUGGUAAAAAAACAAAAAAACAAAAAGAAAAUGUUAACUAUUGUAUUAUAUAGUCAUAGAGAAUAUGAGUGUGUAUAAUAAUAACAAAUACUUGAAAUAUUUAUAUAAGAAUGCCUUGAAGUAAUGUAAUUUCAGUGAUUUUUAACUAUUCAAUUGUAAUUAUUGGAAUAAAUACUAAUGUUGUUAUACUGCUUAGUAAUA
This is a messenger RNA of Diprion similis, 12401 nucleotides long. Its product is annotated as protein lava lamp-like. The transcript has 12 exons. The record is from RefSeq and is a predicted model, not a curated record. NCBI's taxonomy places the organism in Eukaryota, Metazoa, Arthropoda, Insecta, Hymenoptera, Diprionidae. The coding region runs from base 270 to 11345 and encodes 3691 amino acids.